ACUGACGGGGCAGGGAGAUCUGACAGCACACCGGACAGUGUCCUCCUGGCGGCCUGCAGGAUGAAUGAGGAGCUCUGUGACUCCGUGAGCUCCCCGGCCCCGGAGACGGCCCUGCUGAACUGCACGGCCCCGGAGACAUCGCACCGGAGCUCCCCGGCCCUGCAGCUUACCCGCUCGUCCUCCAUCGGAGACUAUGAGGAGUCCAGCGGCAUCGAUGGAGGAGAGGAAGACGAGCGCAUGAUUAACUUGUCCGACCUGAAUCCUUACAUCCUGUGCUCAAUCUGCAAAGGUUACUUCAUUGAUGCUACAACCAUCACAGAAUGUCUUCAUACAUUUUGUAAAAGUUGCAUCGUGAGACAUUUUUACUACACUAAUCGAUGCCCAAAGUGUAAUAUUGUAGUGCAUCAAACACAGCCACUUUACAAUAUCAGGCUGGACAGACAGUUACAAGACAUUGUAUACAAGCUGGUAGAGAAUUUAGAAGAAGAAGAAAAAAAGAAAAUGUGCGACUUUUAUAGACAAAGAGGUCUAGAAGUACCAAAGCCUGCUGCUCCGCAACCUAUCUGCACUGGUCGUGGAAGAUCAAGGAAGUUAUUGGGUCCUGUGUUCCGGAUUCCACCUGAGCUGGAUGUGUCUCUACUCCUCGAGUUUAUGGGAGCUGCAGAAGGCACAGGGAGCUUUAAGCCUUUGGAGAAGAAAUUUGUCCGUGUCUCAGGAGAUGCAACAAUCGGACAUGUCGAGAAAUUCUUAAGACGAAAAAUGGAACUCAACACAGCUUGCCAGGUGGAUAUUAUAUGCGGUGACCACUUAUUGGAACACUAUCAGACACUGCGAGAGAUUCUUGCUGCAUUGGGAGACAGUGCAAUUCAGGAUGGCCUGCUUGUUCUUCACUUCGGCCUGGUACUUUCUCAGCUUUCACUAUUAUGAAGAUGUCUGCAUUCAAGAAAAGGACAUUUCAGGACUUUUUAUACUACCAUAUUUCUGCCUUAAAGCAUUGAAACAACUCAAGCAUAUGAACAGCUCUGAUUAAACAAAAGCUCUGUGGUCCACUGCUUUGUACUCUCUGAGACUGGUUGAAAUUGGUUAUGAUUUUGUAAAUAGGCAGCCAAUGAGAAGGCUUCAGAGUUCCGAAUGGUAGUUGUUGGAUAUGUUUUUUUGCCAGACAGUGUUUGUUAACAUUAACGAGAUCACACCUGUGUUUAUUUUAUCAACUUAUCCUUUGUUUUACAAAAUGACCU
Molecule: messenger RNA, 1238 nt
Organism: Pelobates fuscus (common spadefoot toad)
Lineage: Eukaryota; Metazoa; Chordata; Amphibia; Anura; Pelobatidae
Gene: PCGF6
Product: polycomb group ring finger 6
Exons: 10
Coding region: 61-927 (288 amino acids)
Biological process (GO): regulation of transcription by RNA polymerase II
Cellular component (GO): PRC1 complex
Source: RefSeq, a predicted model, not a curated record